AUGGAUAAUAAUAAUAAUAUUUCAUUUCCCAAAGACGAUGCUGAGAAUUGUAGCAGUGUUGAUUGGAGAGGCAGACCCUCGAAUCCUAAAUAUCACGGUGGAGCUAGAGCUGCUGCUUUUGUUCUUGGUCUUCAAGCUUUUGAAAUAAUGGCCAUAGCUGGUGUUGGAAACAACCUCAUCACCUAUCUGAUUAACGAGAUGCACUUCUCUUUACCUCAUUCAGCUAACAUUGUCACUAACUUUGUUGGUACUAUUUUUCUUGUGGCACUCCUCGGUGGCUUUCUAUCUGACUCUUUUCUUGGCACCUUUUCCACCAUCCUUAUCUUUGCCCUUAUAGAACUUUGUGGGUUUAUAUUGCUAUCAGCACAAGCUCAUUUUCGUCAACUUAAACCUCCGGCGUGUAAUGAAAAUUGGGUAUGCACAGAAGCAAAGGGGUUCAAGAGCUUGAUAUUCUACACAGCAAUAUAUAUGGUGGCAUUAGGAAGUGGUUGUGUUAAGCCAAGCAUGAUUUCUCAUGGAGCAAACCAAUUCAAUCCUGAAUCAAAGAAGCUCUCGACUUACUUCAAUGCAAUCUAUUUUGCAUUCUCAUUGGGUGAGCUUAUUGCCCUUACACUUGUUGUAUGGGUUCAAACUCAUUCCGGUAUGGACGCCGGCUUUGCUGUAUCAGCCGCCGUCAUGGCAAUGGGUUUCAUAUUCUUCAUAUCUGGAACUCUAUAUUAUAGGAACAAACCUCCACAACCAACCGUCUUCCUCCCUAUUCUACAAGUUUUUGUGGCUGCGAUAUUGAAAAGAAACAAGAAUUGUCCAUCUACCCAACAAGGAAUUGGUGGACAACAUAGUAAAAAGUUGAGAUUCUUGGAGAAGGCUUGUAUACAACAAGAACGGAACAACACAAAGGAAAGUGAUUGGAGAUUGUGCAGUGUUGAACAAGUUGAACAAGCAAAAAUAUUAGUUUCUGUUAUUCCGAUUUUCGCAUGCACUAUCAUUUUCAACACCGUGUUAGCACAACUUCAAACAUUCUCGGUCCAGCAAGGAAGUGCCAUGGACACACAUAUCACAGAAUCAUUUCGUAUCCCUCCAGCAUCCCUUCAGGCCAUUCCAUAUGUUUUGCUCAUUUUUAUAGUCCCUCUCUAUGAUACUUUAUUUGUCCCUUUUGCAAGAAAAAUAACAGGUCAUGAGUCAGGAAUCACACCUUUGCAGAGAAUAGGAGUUGGCUUGUUUCUGGUUACAUUUUCUAUGGUAUCAGCAGCUAUUAUGGAGAAAAAGAGAAGGGAUGCAGCUUUGAAUAUGAAGCAAACAUUGUCAAUAUUUUGGAUUGCACCACAGUUCAUUAUAUUUGGUAUGUCAGAGAUGUUCACUGCAGUUGGACUGGUUGAGUUCUUCUACACACAGAAGUUGAAAGGGAUGCAGACAUUCCUGACUUCCAUCACAUAUUGCUCCUACUCAUUUGGAUUUUAUCUCAGCUCACUAUUGGUUUCAUUGGUGAAUAAAGCUAGUGGUGGUGUGGGUGGCGGCUGGCUUCAUGACAACAAUAUCAACAAAGACAAACUUGAUCUUUUCUAUUGGUUACUAGCUGCACUCAGUUUCCUCAACUUCCUCAACUAUCUCUUUUGGUCAACAUGGUAUUCUAAUGAUCCAUCUCUUUCAACUAUAUCCCAGGAGACUCACCCUCAAUCCACCACCCAAUCUAGACACCUCAACCACGCAGAUAAUACUAGUAUUCCAUAG
Vicia faba (fava bean) is the source of this 1728-nucleotide messenger RNA. Lineage: Eukaryota; Viridiplantae; Streptophyta; Magnoliopsida; Fabales; Fabaceae. The record is from the annotation of a GenBank genome assembly.